This is a messenger RNA of Drosophila serrata, 7497 nucleotides long. RefSeq names its product Glial cell line-derived neurotrophic family receptor-like (gene Gfrl). Gene Ontology annotation, biological process: nervous system development. Gene Ontology annotation, molecular function: signaling receptor activity. Gene Ontology annotation, cellular component: signaling receptor complex; external side of plasma membrane. NCBI's taxonomy places the organism in Eukaryota, Metazoa, Arthropoda, Insecta, Diptera, Drosophilidae. The record is from RefSeq and is a predicted model, not a curated record.
GCCAAUGGCAAGCGGGCAACGCGACUCUGAAGCCAGCGAUUCAAUCGGACCGCUUUUUGGGGGCUCCAGUUCGAUGCGAUUCGAGCGGAAGAAGAAAAAUACGAGUGCCGACGAAGAGGCCAAUGUGCGUGCCGCGAGGAUCGUCUUAGUUAUUGGUAGGAAAUCGCCAUCGCAAAGGCAAAUCGCAAUUCGAAGAAACGCGGCCCAGCAGUGAAACCUCGAGUCAAGCAGGCAGGCUGUAAAUCAUAAAGUGUCAGCAAAUCAACAGAAAUUCAGUCGAGUGUGCUUUCUUCGUCCGAGAUUUGUGCCACUGCAUACACUACACUCUACACUAUACUAUAUGGCGAAACACAAAAGUGUGGCAAAGGGAAUAUAAAGUAUAAAGCGAACAAUAAAAUAUGUUAAUGCACUCAAAGCUCAAAGAAAGUGUGAACGGCAAAAACAAAGUAAUGCAACCGAGUGCUCAAAACGUAAAUUAAGUGACAGUAAAUAAAGCAAAAAUCGAAAUUAAGCAACGUUUGAAGUGGCGCCCGACAAGGAUACGGCCGCGACAUGACCCGCUUUCGCAUAAAAAACCUGAAAAUCCUCUCCUGCUGCCUCAGCCUCUGGGUGGCGCUCUUCGGCGGAGCCCUGCACCUGGCCCAAGGCAGUGAGUUUCCCGAGCGCGAAUGCUGCGACCUGACCACCACCUCCACGGUGGGUCCGCUGCCCAUGCCGCCCGCCGCGCUGCCCACCGACAAGUCACUCUCCUCGGCCACCACGGCCUUGGAGACGGAUCUGGCCAUAGGACGAUCGGGUUCAACCAUUAAGGGCGUCGUGGCCAUAUUGAAUUGCAUUCUAGCCCGACAGCUCUGCUUCGAGGAUCCAUCAUGUUCAGCCAUAUUGGAAAUUAUACCACGCGUCUGCGGUCCCAUACCAGUGUCCUGCAGCACAGUGACUGUGACCAAGUGCCAGGCCGCCCUACGUACCCUGCAGGCCUUUCAGUUCUUUCGACCAACCUGCCUGUGCAAGGAACCCGGCAUGGAUCCCGAUUGCAAUCAUUUCCGGGACUUUCUCUUCGAUCAUCCUUGCGGAUUUGUUCUGAAGAAAGCCGAAAAGGAUCCGUAUCCCAUUGAUGCACUGCCCACGUGCAAUCACGCUCUGUCCGUCUGCCAACAGGAACGCAAAUGCUUGAAGCUCUUCGAGGACUUUAAAACGCAUUGUAAGGUGCGCGACAACAAAUGCAAAAUGGAAAAUAGGGACGCCUGCCACGAUUCGUGGACCAAUCUUCGACUGUCGCCGAUGUUCGGAUGCAUUUGCCCGAACAACCAUAUGAAAAAGCGCUGUGAUCGUAUCUUUAAUAUUGUUAAUCACAAUCCGUGUGUGGAUAGACUAAUAUUCUUCCCCAACGGUCUGCCCAAAUUGAAGCACCCGCGGCCCAAGACCAAGUCCAGGUCGAAACAAAAGACCAGGCCCAAGUCCAGGCUGAGGCAGAAGCCGCAUGGCCUCAAUGGCACAGAGUUAAUGUCCAACAAUAUCGAGUACCAUGACGAGCCCAAUGGCUUAAGUGAUCCAACAGGGGCAGAGGAUGAGGAAGAGGCUCCGCAGGAAAACGAGAACGAUGGCAAUGACGAGGACGAGGACGAGGAUGAGGAAGAGGACGAUGAUUAUGAUGACCGCAUACGAGCCGAGAUUUAUUCCAAUUACCCGCACUACCUCCAUCCGCCAUCGUGGGGCAUUAACAAUCCCCUGGUCCUGGCCUCGCACAGUCCUCACACCCUGGACGAUGACGAUGAUGUGGUGGUGGAAGUGGUGGCCCACAAGAAACCACCAUCGCCACCGACGACAGUGCAGCAGCAGCAGCAACACAACAAUGCUGGCGAUGCACUAGACCAUGACGUCGUGGUGGUGGUGGAUGCGGGUCCCGGUCCCCACUCUCAUGCCCAUCCCCACUCGCAUACGUACUACACGCACGGCGAUCAGAGCUCGACCACCGGAUCCGGACAACCGGGACAGGGACAGGGACAGCCGUCACCCACGAUACCCAGCCCACCUAACACCGGCACCAAAAUGCACAAAACAGCACCACCACUCGGCGAUUUAGUUGCCGGCAGCGAUAUAACCCACCGCACUUACACCGGACCCACGAUGGAUGAACGAGUAAGAAUAUUGGGAAUGGACGAGAAACUGCAUCAGAGAAUCUUCAAUGAUAAUUUGGCCCUAAUUGAUACGCCCCUAAUAGCCAUGGGCACCGGCUCUGGUUCCGGCAUGGUCACCACAUCCGGCUCCGGCUCCGGCUCCAUCUCCGGAUCCGGCAUGGGCCUGGGCUUAUCCGGCAGCUUUAACUAUCCGGGCUCGAUGCACGGCGUGCCCAGCUAUCCGUUCAAUAUAAGCGGCUUCCAUCAGCGGCACAUGGCAGCGGCGGCUGCCGAUAAUGAACCGUUCGAUAUCAUUGAUACGGGCUUCGGCUAUGGCGGAAACGGAAAUACCGGUGUUUACUACCAAAGUGGUCAGGAUGUCGAAGUUGACCUCUCAACGGAAAUAAUCAAGCAACACUUUCAGAGUACCUGUCACACGGCAUUGGACACUUGCCGUGAGGAUCCGUCCUGCUCCUCGUCCCUGCAACCGAUGCUGAUGCACUGCGAAAUGCACCGUUGCAAUCGCAAUGCAUGCAUGUCCUCGCUCCAGGCCUUCUACAAGGGUCCCCACGAGGACCUCAAUCUGGACAUUGCCUUUUGUCUAUGCAAGAAAACAGGGAGCAGCCAGCAGAACGCCAAUCGGCACGACAUGUGCAUGAUUGCACAGGAAAAACUGCAUCCAGUGUGCGCCCAGCGGCCGCCCGAUAACAGUAAUCCGGCCAGUUCCAAUGGCAUUUACUACCAUCCGCCGCCCGCCUGUCACGUGGUCGCCGACAGCUGCAAGGAGGAUCGCGAGUGCAGACUCAAGUUGGAGUAUUACGAGCAGGCCUGUGCGGUGGACAGCGUGACCAAAAAGUGUGCCGGCAGACCAAGCGGAUGUCGAACUGCAAUGAUUGGCAUACUGGGAACCAUGCUGAGGACGACCUGUGCCUGCCAAGGAACAGAUCCCCAGCACUUGUACCAAUGCGUGGGAUGGCGACGACUGCUGUGGAUGAAUCCUUGCGUGGUUGAGGCUCAAAAGGAUUUCCAUAUGAAGCGAUUGGCUGAGCUUGGUUUCCUUACCACCACGACGACGACAACGACCACCACGACGACCACAACAACGACGACGACGACACGGGCACCACCGCCGCCACCUCCACCGCCGCCCACCACAACACCGACGACGACGACCAGCCUGCAGCCGAAGCAAACGCCAAGGAAACCGGCAACGCACAUCUUCAAGGAUGUAUAUGCGCCAAAAGAGAAAUCAGAGCCAGCAUCGGUGGAACACAAUUAUCUCGAUCUGCCCGAUUCAAUCCCGCUGCCCAGCGUAAAUGUCGAGAGCGGCGGAAAUGGCGGAAAUGACGAUUAUCGCAGCGGCAACAACGGCCAUGGACACGGAAAUGGAAAUGGCAAUGGUAACGGGAACGGUAACGGUAACGGCAACGGUAACGGCAACAGCGGCAGACGUAAAAAUAACGGAAAGGGGGGAGGGGGACGCGGCAACAGUGGCAGUAUAGAUUUCGAUGAUCCAGUAAUUUUCGUCGACCCAAGGGAAACAACGGAAUUUGUGGGCAUCAGCAUCACGGAGCCGGUAACCACAACAACCACAACAAUGGCGACCACGACAACAACGCAGCCGCCAAGAAACUGUGUGGUGCAACGACCUCGACAAUCGGAUCAACUAAUUCGUGAGGGCAGCAGCAAGCGGAUCUACUCCUUGGACGAUGUGGAGUGUAGCGAGCUGUGCAGCUGCGGCGACUCUCUUACCCUCACCUGCCACGCCCUCUGCGUGCCCUUUGCCCCCUGCCGCACCGCCCUCGCCUUCUACAGCCACGCCUCGCCCGCCUACCAGGCGUUCCGCGGUCGCUGCCUCUGCUACUCGGGCCGCUUCAUCUGCAUGAAGCCGCCGCUUGGGGAGUACAUUCUGCCAGGUGGUGUAUUCCUGCUUUUGGGCUAUAGUGCCGCCGACGAGGCACUGCUCCGUCCUCACACGAACCUCGGGGUUCAGGAUGCCGUGCGUGCCCUGCAGCAGUAUGUAACCACAUACAUCGAUAAUCAGACGCAGUGCACCCUAACGCUGUUCAAUAUGACCGAGGAGAACAUAAUCAUAGCUGCGCGUCUGCCACACGAUGGCAAACUGAAGGAUAUUGAGCUGCUGCGCAAGGAGAAGGACGAGUGCACCGCGAUACUGAAGACCAUCAGUCAUCAAAUCAAUAGCGAGCACAGCGAGCUUCAAUCCCACCGUUUGCUCAGCAUUUUCAAAAUGUCCGAAGUCGAGGUCAUUUGGCCGGAGAGUACGAGUGCGGCGGCACGGAGUGGACACGGUUCCGUCUGUCAGUUUGCCAGCGACGGUGGAUGCCACCGGCUGCUCUAUGUGAUGAUGCUGGCGGUGGCCGCUUACUUCUCCAGCUGGACAGCGUUGUGUGUGAGCGAUGUGGCGAUGUGGACAUGACAGCCGCAUAGCUGAAGGAUUGAGGCAAGGACAAUUGCAUAACUGUACGUAGUAGAUACUUGGUGGGGGAAGGAUAACGAUAACGAUAGCUAUAACUAUAAACUAUAAACUAUAAACUAUAAUGAUAUGGUGCCUCCCAUGGCCAUGGAAUAGCAUAAUCGUAAUACUGUGUUGUAUACAUUUAGGGGCUAGUUCUGUGUUUUUUAGCUGCGAUUAUUGUGAAGCUUUGUUGUUGACCCUUUGACAAUGUUUGUGCUGUCCCUUUUGAUACGAACGUAUGUAUGUGUGGAUUUGCGGGAUAUAUAUACAGAAACUUAUAUAGGACAUAUGCAUAUAUUAUAGAACUCAACACUAGAUUAAUCUAUCAUUUAAUGUGAAAACGGAAAAACUGCUGUCUACAUAAUAAUACUGUUAGCAAACUCAAUAGUUGGAUUUGACAUGUGAGGAGAUGUGUGUAUAUAGAAGCAAGUAUUAAGCAGCCAUUAAGUACUAUCCGUAGCUAGAGUUUUAUACGGUAAACAAUAUAUAUAUUUCUGUCCACACACACACAUUAUACACACAACACACACAUUAAGACCCUCUCAUUGUUUGCUGUUUAAGCUCUUUCAAGUUCUUGGCUGCCUCAAUUAAGAAUGGGAAAUUAUUAAACGCCUUAACAACGCUGACGCCAGUGUAUGGAUCCCUCGGAUAUGACGGCGCUUUCUCUCUUUUGAUUUUUAAUUACAUUUUAAUACGACUCGACCUUCUGACGGGACAAACAAAUAAAUGUCAGGCAAGCGAAUGCGAAAACUCACUCGUUUAACACUCUUAUGCAAAUCGGUAUUGUUAAUUUAUUUCAUAGUUUCACCGUUUCAUUCGGAGGCGGGAAAACAAUUACGGUUUCAUUAUCAAUUAUGCGUUCUGCAUUUCUGCAUUGUUCCACGGGGCAGCCACGGACGACCUCAACCUCGCCUCGUUUCAACAGGUUUCAUUGCUAUAUAAUAUAUAUAUAUUUAAAAAAAAUAAAUAUGUAUCCCUUUGUUCAGUUCGCUGUACAUAUUCCUACCUGCUCCUACCACUUUGUACUCCUCACUUGACGUAAUUAAAUACUAACAGUACAUAUCAAUAUGAACACCUAAACGAGUUUUACACGAAAAUUCUUCUCGAAUCUUUUGUAUAUAUGAUUCUUUAUACCAAAAACUAAAAAAAACUAUACAUAAGAUUUACAACGAUAUACAAAACAAGUAAAUACAAGCCUACAAACCCCCUAUGGAAUAUGGUACGAGAUCUCAAAUGCAAGUUAGUAAAGUAACUAAGUUAAAGUGUAUAUGGAACGAGACUUUAGUUGAGCCUUAAAGAAAAUAUGUAAACUAGAAACUAUUGUAAAUAGUAGGAAAGGGAAGAAAAACAACACCUGAGUGAAUGGAAAAUCUAUGAAUAUUAAUGGAGUGUUUGGAUGCAUACACACACAACACACUCACACACGCACUUUAAGCCUAAGCUUGACCAUUUUGAACCGAAAAGAAGAUGAGAAAUUUGUAGCAGUGUAAAAUGUGCACGUAUUGAGAAUGGUCACAAUCAUGAAAAAAUGUCUUCCUUAAUGCAUAUACUCGGCGAUAUGUAUUAUGUUUAUACACAUAGAAAAAAAGAAAAGGAAAUAUAUAUAUAUAUAUACGAAUUACCUAUACCUAUACCUAUACCUUACCUAUACCUAUACGAUAUCUGGCAAUGAACCCAAAACCUACGCUUCAGUUAGACAAAAGAUAAUGUAAUAUACACACCGAUGGGUUAAACAAUAUCACUCUAUCAAAUAUCCUUGCAAAUUAUAACACUGUUGACACGAAUUAAAAAACUAACCGCAGCAUAUCUAAGUCAAAAAAAAUAUACCCCAAAAAUAAAUAUAUAUAAUAAUUAUUAAUAAAUAUAUACGUAUGCGUAAAGUUAUAAACGUUAGAGAGCAUUGAAAAAACUACUUUAAUAGUGUCUAGAGAAAGCAACGCUUUAACUUAAACCUAAAAAACAGCAGCAGCAGAAAGUGUGUUUGUAAAGUCAAUUUCUUUUGGGGAAACCUGCUUGAGAAAUAUCAUCUAGCUAAAUAUUAGACGAAUUUAAGGCAAAACUAAACUAUCGAGCAGCUCGUUUAUCCUUAGGAAAUAGGGGAAAUUAGUGAAAAUUGUUUCGGGAUAUUGAAAUUCAGUUUCAUUUUGCUAACCAAUCCGCAUCGUUUUUAUGGCCAACUGAAGCAGCAACUAAGUCGUUAUAUAUUUUCGGACCCCAUAUCAGUGACCGGGGACAAGUCGAGUGUAUUGUUUCAUCCUUGAAUCCCAGAUCCCCCCUCAAUCAUCUCUAUAUACAUCACUCGCCCUCCAAUGGGUGCGGACAAAGCGUAGCUACAAUGUAAAGUACCGUUAAAGAAUGAUGAAAAACGAAAGGGAAAUGAAGAAAAUUACAAAAUAGUCAUCGCAUUAAUGUAAAAAGCAGGCAAAAAGGGCAAAAAGGAAAAACUAGCAUACUCAAAUAGCAAUCUGUAGCAAGGAUACGUAUAAAUUCCAGGAUAGCAAAAUCACAAAAGGCAUAAAUAGCAAAAAAAUAAACGUAAGGCGGAGGGAGGGAAAGAAAAACCAUUGAAAAUUAUGCAUGGGGAAUUCAAGAAAGGAGCACUUCAAGUUUAAAUCUGUAAGUUGAAACCUAAGCAGUAAACGAUAAAUUAAUAACUAUAAAUAAAUAAAUAAAUAUACGAUAUGUUAGGGAAAAGCAUACGAUUGAGUGUGUAUGUAAGUAUGUGGGCUUUAUGUUAACGUAUACAAAAAGAAAAACAACAACCGAAUUGAGGUACAUGAAUAACGUUAAAAUUAAAUAUAAACAAGGAAAAAACACUAUGGAAUAAACCAAAAGCGAAUGGCAUAUUUGUAAUAAACGCAAAGAACAUGAACAAUGUAAGUGAAACAAACAAAGAAAAACAAA